AAUGGCGACAAGCGCGAAAAUCAAAACACGGUCAAAAUAUUCUGAAAUCGUUGUGAAUUUAUAUGAGUUGUUGCCAUUUUCUCUACAGUUCUAUGUUUAUAACAAGCUGUAUAAAUAGGUAAUUAUGUCUGAGAGUGUAAGUGGCUCUGAUAGUUCCACUGGAAAGGAUAAUUCCAGUGCGUUUGAAGGUGAUGAUGAAGAAGAAGUAAAAGACAGUUCUGUGAAGAAGAUUCCACAAAUUGAAGAUUUUUCAUUCAUUAAACCAAUAAGCCGUGGAGCAUUUGGGAAAGUAUUUCUUGGGUGUAAAAAAGAAAACCCAGAAAAACUCUAUGCAAUCAAAGUUAUGAAGAGAGACUAUAUGAUUAACAAGAAUUUAAUUCGUCAAGUGAUGAUGGAAAGGAAUGCUUUGGCUGUGUCUCGAAGUCCAUUCAUUGUUCAGCUCUACUAUUCUCUUCAGUCAAACAAGAACAUAUUUCUGAAGAAUGAUCAAUACCUUAUGGCAAUUGCAACUGGCUGCAGAAAGGGAAAUGAUCUGAAGAAUCAAGAAUUCUCUGAUAUUGACAUGCCAUUAAAGAAAAGAUGGUCUGAUUGUCUGGGUACAAAGAAUGAAGCUGUAUUUUCCUUAAUCUUGUGUCAGUUUCAAAGAAAUUCUGAUUCUUGA
Messenger RNA from Octopus bimaculoides (California two-spot octopus), 661 nucleotides. RefSeq names its product serine/threonine-protein kinase greatwall. Gene Ontology annotation, biological process: intracellular signal transduction; peptidyl-serine phosphorylation. The record is from RefSeq and is a predicted model, not a curated record. Gene Ontology annotation, molecular function: ATP binding; protein serine/threonine kinase activity. Gene Ontology annotation, cellular component: nucleus. NCBI's taxonomy places the organism in Eukaryota, Metazoa, Mollusca, Cephalopoda, Octopoda, Octopodidae.